Molecule: messenger RNA, 9312 nt
Organism: Bacillus rossius redtenbacheri
Lineage: Eukaryota; Metazoa; Arthropoda; Insecta; Phasmatodea; Bacillidae
Product: ankyrin-3
Exons: 37
Coding region: 332-6670 (2112 amino acids)
Biological process (GO): signal transduction
Cellular component (GO): cytoplasm
Molecular function (GO): protein binding
Source: RefSeq, a predicted model, not a curated record
GCUUGUUUUGACAGAGAGAAGCCGAUUAGACAGGAGUUGCGUCGCGUAGUGCAGCUGCGGGUGAGAAGUAGAGUUACCGUGAUAACUGUUUCUUCUUCAUGUUAUGUUGCUGAUACGUAUUUGGUGGUCAUUUACCAGUCGAUGAGUGCACACGGAAAAAUAAAUUUGUAUUUUGUCGUGGUUAAUCAGCUGAACGCUUUCCCAGCAUGACGUGAUUCAUUAUAAAAUAAAUAAAAUCUAGGCUUAGUAUCAUAUCGUUUUAUGUUGCACGCUCAGUGCUAAAUUCCUACCGUGAUAUUUGAAUACACUCUGGCCUCACGGGGACUUAAAUAUGCCAGGCGAAACGACUUUGCAGUCAGAAGAAAUAGUAGCGGACGCUACUGAAAGCAAGGCGCCGGUGGUGAACGGAAGUAAUGUAGAAACGCUGCCCCGGAACACCGGCAAACAGUCGGACCCGAACACUGCGUUCCUGAGGGCGGCCCGCGCCGGUCAACUGGAGAAGGUCCUGGAGUUCCUGGACUCUGGAGUCGACAUCAACACGGCCAACGCAAAUGGGCUGAACGCGCUCCACCUCGCGGCCAAAGAUGGCCACCUGGACAUCGUGACGGAGCUGCUGAAGCGCGGGGCGGCCGUGGACGCGGCCACCAAGAAGGGCAACACCGCCCUGCACAUCGCCUGCCUCGCGGGGCAGGAGGAGGUCGUGAAGCUGCUGGUGAAGAGCGGGGCGGGGGUGAACGUGCAGUCCCAGAACGGCUUCACGCCCCUCUACAUGGCCAGCCAGGAGAACCACGACGGCGUGGUCAAGUUCCUGCUCGGCAAGGGCGCCAACCAGUCUCUGGCCACCGAGGACGGCUUCACGCCGCUGGCGGUCGCCAUGCAGCAAGGCCACGACAAGGUGGUGGUGGUGCUGCUGGAGAACGACACGCGCGGCAAGGUGCGGCUGCCGGCCUUGCACAUCGCGGCCAAGAAGGACGACUGCAAGGCUGCGGCCCUGCUUCUGCAGAAUGAUCACAACCCGGACAUAACAUCAAAGAGUGGCUUCACUCCUCUUCACAUUGCUGCUCACUACGGAAACGAAGCGAUUGCUAAUUUACUCCACCAGAAAGGUGCAGACAUAAACUUCUCGGCCAAGCACAACAUAACUCCCCUCCACGUGGCCUGCAAGUGGGGGAAGAUCAACAUGGUGGCCCUGCUGAUCGAGAAGGGCGCCAACAUCGAGGCGAAGACGCGCGACGGGCUGACCCCCCUCCACUGCGCGGCCCGCUCGGGCCACGACCAGGUGGUCGACAUGCUGCUGGAGAACAAGGCGCCCAUCCGCUCCAAGACCAAGAACGGGCUGGCGCCGCUGCACAUGGCGGCGCAAGGCGACCACGCCGACGCGGCCCGCAUCCUGCUGUACCACAAGGCGCCCGUGGACGACGUGACGGUGGACUACCUGACGGCGCUGCACGUCGCCGCGCACUGCGGCCACGUGCGCGUCGCCAAGCUGCUGCUGGACCGCAAGGCCGACCCCGACGCCCGCGCCCUCAACGGCUUCACCCCGCUGCACAUCGCCUGCAAGAAGAACCGCAUCAAGGUCGUGGAGCUGCUGCUCAAGUACGGGGCGUCCAUCGAGGCUACCACCGAGUCGGGCCUGACGCCGCUCCACGUGGCCAGCUUCAUGGGCUGCAUGAACAUCGUGAUCUACCUGCUGCAGCACGGGGCGAGCCCCGACGUGCCCACGGUGCGGGGGGAGACGCCCCUGCACCUGGCCGCCCGCGCCAACCAGACCGACAUCAUCCGCAUCCUGCUGCGCAACGGGGCGCAGGUGGACGCCAAGGCCAGGGAGGAGCAGACGCCCCUGCACGUGGCCUCACGCCUGGGCAACGUGGACAUCGUGAUGCUGCUGCUGCAGCACGGCGCCGCGGUGGACGCCACCACCAAGGACCUCUACACGCCCCUGCACAUCGCGGCCAAGGAGGGACAGGACGAGGUGGCCUCGGUCCUCCUGGACAACGGAGCCUCGCUGACUGCCACCACCAAGAAGGGCUUCACCCCCCUCCACCUGGCCGCCAAGUACGGCAACCUGAAGGUCGCCAAGCAGCUGCUGCAGAAGGAGGCGCCCGUGGACGCCCAGGGCAAGAACGGCGUGACACCGCUUCAUGUUGCAAGCCACUACGACCACCAGAACGUGGCUUUGCUGCUGCUUGACAAAGGAGCGUCGCCCCACGCCACGGCAAAGAAUGGACACACUCCUCUGCACAUUGCCGCCAAGAAGAACCAGAUGGACAUAGCAACCACUCUGCUGGAGUACGGAGCGAAGGCGAACGCAGAGUCGAAGGCUGGCUUCACGCCGCUGCACCUGUGUGCUCAGGAAGGCCACACCGACAUGGCGUCACUGCUGAUAGAGCACGAAGCUGACCCCAACCACAAGGCCAAGAACGGGCUAACACCCCUCCACUUGUGUGCGCAAGAGGACAAAGUGAAUGUGGCAAAUAUCCUCGUCAAAAACGGGGCUCAAGUGGAUGCUAAAACUAAGGCCGGGUACACCCCGCUGCACGUGGCGUCGCACUUCGGCCAGCUGAACAUGGUGCGCUUCCUGCUGCAACACGGGGCCAGCGUGGACUCCAGCACCAACGUGGGCUACACGCCCUUGCACCAGGCCGCGCAGCAGGGGCACGCCCUCGUCAUCACGCUGCUGCUGGAGAGCAAGGCCAAGCCCGACGCCCUCACCAACCAAGGGCAGACGGCUCUGUCCAUCGCCCAGAAGCUGGGCUACAUCAGCGUGGUGGAGACCUUGAAGGUGGUCACCGAGACCACCAUCACCACCACCACCACCACCAACGUGGAGGAGAAGUACCGCGUGGUGGCGCCAGAGUCCAUGCAGGAGACGUUCAUGUCUGACUCGGAGGACGAGGGAGGUGGUGACGAAAUGUUGGAUAUGACGAUGAAUGCGUACGGCAAACCCACACACGCGCAACACGUGUAUCUUCCGUACUACCAAGGUCAGAUGCAAUACACACGUGAGGACCCAAUGCUGAGCGACCCUCAGCAGUAUCGAUACAUGACUGUGGACGACAUGAAGUCUCUGGGUGAUGAUUCCAUGCAGAUCGAUGUCACUAGGGAUGAAAGAAUUGAAACCAACAGACUUUCAAUGGCCCCGUCCACGGGCACGGGAGACAUCGUGCUGCACCCGUGCCAGGCCCGUGACGUCUACUCCCAGUCCUCGGUCAGCAACCACGCGCCAGACAACGUCGACAUCGCGCGUCAGCCAGUUCACGUUGGCAUUCCUCAUUGGAAAAACUUCCUGGUGAGCUUCCUGGUGGACGCUCGGGGCGGGGCGAUGCGUGGCUGCCGCCACUCCGGGGUGAGGGUGAUCGUGCCGCCGCGCAAGGCGGCCAUGCCCAUGCGCGUCACGUGCCGCUACCUGCGGCGCGACAAGCUGGCCAACCCCCCACCGCUCAUGGAGGGGGAGGCGCUGGCUAGCCGGAUCCUGGAGCUGGGACCCGUCGGGGCCAAGUUCCUGGGGCCUGUGAUCAUUGAAGUUCCUCACUUUGCAUCGCUGCGCGGGAAAGAGCGAGAGAUAGUCGUGCUCCGUUCGGACAACGGGGACUCCUGGAGGGAGCACACACUGGACGCCAGCGAAGAAGCAGUGCAAGAUGUGCUCAAUGACAGCUUCGAAGGAGAAGAGAUGAGCCAGCUGGAGGACCUGCACACCAGCCGCAUCACGCGCAUCCUCACGACGGACUUCCCCCACUACUUCGCGGUGGUGUCGCGCACCAGGCAGGAGGUGCACACCAUCGGGCCGGAGGGCGGCAUGGUGUCCUCCAGCGUGGUACCGCAGGUGCAGGCGGUGUUCCCGCCCGCCGCGCUCACCAAGAAGAUACGCGUCGGCAUCCAGGCCCUGCCCAUCCCGGCGGAGCUGGUGGCCAAGCUGCUGGGCAACCGCGUGGCCGUGUCGCCCAUCGUGACGGUGGAGCCCCGGCGCAGGAAGUUCCACAAGCCCAUCACCCUGACCAUCCCGGUGCCGCAAGCGGCCAACAAGGGCAUGAUCAACCAGUACUCGGGCGACGCCCCCACCUUGAGGCUGCUGUGCAGCAUCACCGGGGGUACCACCAGGGCCCAGUGGGAAGACGUAACAGGAUCUACGCCCUUGACGUUCGUCAAGGAUUGCGUGACCUUCACGACGACAGUGUCCGCCAGGUUCUGGCUCAUGGACUGUCGCAACAUCAGCGAGGCCACCAAGAUGGCGACCGACCUCUACCGUGAAGCCAUUCACCCUCCAUUCAUGGCAAAGUUCGUGAUGUUCGCGAAACGCUUCGACGUGCUGGAGGCGAGGUUGCGAGUGUUCUGCAUGACGGACGACAAGGAGGACAAGACACUGGAGCAUCAGGAGCACUUCACUGAGGUCGCAAAGAGCAGGGAUGUCGAGGUGCUGGAAGGCAAGAUUCAGUUCAUAGAGUUCGCCGGCAACCUGGUCCCCGUCAUGAAGUCCGGGGAGCAGCUUCAGCUGGGCUUCAGGGCUUUCAAGGAGAAUCGACUGCCCUUCACCGUGCGUGUGAAGGACCAGGACGAUGAACCCGUGGGCAGGAUCCUCUUCAUGCGAGAGCCUAAGGUCGCUAAGGGCGAGCCGGCUCAGGCGCCCAUCUGCACUCUGAACGUCGUCCUCCCAGACACCAUCGUCCCAGAGGCGGGGCCGUCUGAGCCGGACUUGUUGGAGCUGGAAAAGAACUACAGCUUCCUGCGAGACGGCAUUGGCCACCCGGACACCAUCCAUCGUGCCGAUAUUCGCUUGUCGGACAUAAGCAACCUGCUGGGUGCCGAUUGGAUUCCUCUGGCGUAUGAGCUCGGUGUCCCAGCAUCUGACAUAAACCUCAUCAAGAAGGAGUAUGUGGAUAGUCCCAACCAACAAGCGAUGGUGAUGCUGAGGUUGUGGCUCCAGUCGUUUGGCAACAAAGCAACAGGCAACAACUUGGAGAAAGGUCUGCGCAAAAUCGGCAGAGACGACAUUGUAAACGAAUGCAUCUUCAACGUAGAGUUGGUGACGGAUGACAUGGAGCGGGCAGUUGCCAAAGUGCACCUUGACCAAUCAGGCUUCGAUAACCUCCGCGAGGAGCUCGGACCAUCGCGCGACGCUACUCUGAGACGCAACGUGAUACUGUCGGAAACCUCUGAGGAACAGGACUUGAUGAAGGAUUCUGAGUCACUUGAAGAUCUUCAUAACGGAUUGAAGUCUCCAGCAAGAUCUGUUUCUAGCCCAAGCGAAGAUAAUAAAGAGAAAUAUGCUGCAGAAGAGAAAAAAUUUGGAAAUACGUUGGAGGAUUUCAUCAAUCACGAGAGACGUCAGGUGGAAGAACAGCCUCCUGAAACAAAUCACAUCUCGUCCAAAGGAGAACAUAAAGGUCCCAAGUCUCCGGUCAGGCAGGAAAUACUGCCGACCGUCACCGAAACGCUGCAACGACUGGAGUCCACUACGCCGAAAGUCGUAUCCACCACCACUAUCCAUUCUCAAGAGUUUUCAUCGCCAGUCAUCUCUACCACACCUCCCCCGAGCCCAGCAGAGGUUCAAGAACUAAUAGGUGAACUAGCAUACCCUCCUGAAGGUACAGAGAUUGACGGAUGGAAAACUACGAGUGUGAUCAGCUCCACUCCUGUGAAGGUGUCGCAGACAAUCGUGCAAGGUCUGUUGGAGAGCGGUAGCGGUGGUCCUUCGGAGCAUGAUGUGUUGGGUGGCACGGCGCCUGGCGACGGUAGUGUAGUUAGUUCGCAUGACAGCCUCGCGGGGGCGCCGCAUGAGCCCCAGCAGCACCCGCACCUCGUCAAGACCAUCCGCAAGUCGUCGAGGGCAGGCCGGCCCGCCGCGAGGCACGCCCCGCUCGACGACAUCCAGUGGGACUUUGGCAGCGACCAAGACGACGGCGACAAGAGCUCGGUGAUCGUCAAGACCACCGUCACGAAAAUAACUCCCGAGGGCCACCGAGAGUACGUCACGGGUGCAGACGUUCCUUCUGAAGCUGUCCGGGUGACAAAAGUCAUAACGAAAACUGUGACCACGAGCGGUGACGUCCCGGACUUGAAAAAACAUUCCUCUCCGGACGAAACAGUUUGGAAGGAUGAUGAAGCUGAAAAAGAGACCGAGAAAGAAUCGGCCGACCUGUUAAAGUUGGCGACCUUGGGGAAGCAACUGUCAUCCGUGUUGCUGAGCGAGGAAAGAAAGUGUUUCACGGAUGCACCGGCGACAGUAAAAGCGGGAGGGAAGCUCGGGUACUCGUACGAAGAGAUUCAGACCCAGAUGGUGAAGAGCCCUGUCUCGGACACGAAGAACCACGGGUCGUCGCUCAUGGUGAACAGCGAUUCGGACAGUGAGAGCCGCGGCUCUCCGCAGCCCAUGUCCAGGAGUCGAUCUUUCAACAACCGCAAGACGCUGGGAAGCUCCAGCGGCUCCGACGUGGCCCUGCAUGAAGGGGCGGAGUUGUCUGAAGAUGAGCAUGCAGGAGCAGAAUAUUUCCAAGACCCUGUGUACAUGGAGACUGUUACCACGCAGUUCGAUCCUGAUACAAACACAAAGGUGACGACGACCACGCGGACCGUCACCGCGACAGAGCCGGGCGGCGACAGCACGGACGACCUGCGGCUGUCCAUGCAGGAGAUAGUCGACCAGUUCAUGGCCGGGGAGCGACAGCAGCACUGAGUCUCCCGGCCCUGCGAGGCCGCUCCCCCCCCUCCUCCCUCCCUACUCCCUCUAACACGCAGAACUCCCGAAGCCUCACCAUGCAAUCGCAUCUGCUCUCCCGAGAGCACCGCCUCAGGUGCGGGUUCAAAACUCUUGGUUUCACCAACCCCUUUCGCUUACUGUUCAUCCGUGUUGCUUGCGCAAAACAUCAUGGGGUGGUGAAAAUUACUGGGGGAUCGAUUUAAUUGUAUCUGUAAACAAAAAAAUAUAUAUAUAUAUAUAUAUUAACGUGCGCUUGCAGCUGUGUGGGGCUUGGUGUUUCCUGGAGGAAAUUAAUCUGUCAGUGUGAUCAUUAAGAAAAAGAUUUGAGUUGUUCUGUUGAAGCUAUUGCUAUGGUUGUUGGCUUUGAAUGUUUAAAAGAGACAGUGUGAUAGACAUGGAAGUACCACGUAUUAAUGCAGCCGAUGAGUUUGUUACGCCAAGGGACCAAUGUGUCCAUUUUAAAUUUUCAUACUAGCAAAGUUAACAUCCACUUAAAUAACAAAAUUCAUAUGCAUUUUUUUCUUACUUACAUGUUCUGCAGAUUUCUUAGUACACAUCUGUGGUAGCUCGUACAUACAGAGAACCCCGUAGAAACAAUAAUAGUAAUUCUCCUGUUGUAAAAAUUUUGAGUAUUUUAUACAGUGUGAGUAAAAGUAUUAGUUUAUCAUAGUGUGCACUCAUAUUAAAUUUUUUGAUUGCUCUUUUAUGCAUUUUACAAAAUUAUUUGUACAGGUAUUUGAAAAUUGUUCAAUAAAAAAUAUUAUCAUGUUAGUCAAAACACUGUCUCAGAAAAAAUAAUGCUGAUGAGUUCUGCUGUUUUAAGUAGAUCUGAUAAUUGAAACGCACAUUAAAACCUUGUUAUUUGUGUAUCAAGCAAGUUUUUCAUGUGAAUUGAUGAAUUUUUAUUUUUAUUUAUUUCAAAACAUUAAUAAAGGCCUCAUAAAAUAAUUUUUUUUUGUGUUUGGGCUGUUGAGGCCAAGUGUAAUAACUAAUAAUCAUAGGGAUUAGAAUGCCAUGCUUAACCUGCUUGCAUGAUCUUUGAAACACUUCAAGCCUUCAAAGGUUCAUAAAACUAAAUAAUGCUUUAGGCAUAGUACAGUGCAUUUUUACUUGUUACAUUUGGUGUCGUUAGUCAGUGUUCUUUCGCGGUGAAUUUUACUUGCACCCUUCGUUUUAGAAAUAGUAUUUUAGGUAUCACUUGGCCGUUUGCUUUUUUAUGCAGUCCUACAAAAAAAAUAUUUGUAUUGUUAUUGAUCAUGUAUAUAUGUACUGUAUAAUUGCAAGAGUGAUUUGUGUCAGUUUAGUGCAUAAUACAUUUCAAUUACUUUCACUCUUGUGAUCAUCUUCAGUUGGUACCUUAAUCUCUAGUGCCUGACAGCAUACAAGAGAAUAUUAUUUGUCUCUUUGUGUUUGGAGAAUCAUCAGUUCUGUUACAAUACGACAGCUGAACCGCCUCUUUCCCAGGUGAGGAACGCUAGUAUUAUUGACACUGUUAAUUGGUAGCUACAAUGUAUCGGCCAUUUAUGCCAACUUUGCUUGGAAGAAGAGAGAGAUAUAAAACUAGAUGUUGUUAUAUUAAUGUACUAUAGCUUCCAGAUGUCAUUCUUGUUUAGUUUAAAAGAGAAUGACUUAUAAAGAUUGUUUCAGAUCAAUAUUUUAAGAGUAGAAAGUUCUAUUUUUCAUGAAGAGAGAUAAAAUGUUCUUUGAACAGAAUAUUAAAAACAGGUCAUUUCAUGACAAAUUGGUCAUAAAAGCUAUGUGUUAGCUUUACAGUGUAAUGUAUAUUGUUUGUAAUUAUAAAUUAGUAAUUACAGUACUAUAUUGAGACCAUCCAAACAGAAUUUUGUAUUAUAUAGAUGCAUUUAUGGUUUCAGUAUAAUUAGUACUGUCUGUGUACAAAGCAUAUCUCUAUUAGGUAUUUAAAAAAUCUAAUUAAUACAUAAUUAUAAUUAGUGUUACUUUUAAAUGUAAAAAGGACUUGGUAUUAUGACAAAUGAGUUUAUUUGGAAUUUGUGUGUGUGUGUUCACUAAUGAAAUCAGGAAUAUAAUAACUCAGAUGUUAAUGACUUAUAAGAAGUAAGGAUUUAUAAAAAAAAUUAAUAAUUGUAAAAACAUAAAUUGGUCUACUUAUGUAGUUUAGUUGUUGAAUUGCACUUUUUUCUCAUAUGUAAUAUACAGUUUUAAACUUAAAUUGACAAGUGAAAGGACAUUUAUAUAAAUGCAAUUAUUGCAUAUUUCUUUGUUAUUUUGGAACAAUUAAGAUUUAAUAAAAACAACAAUUUGUUGUGCAGUGACCUGCUUAUGAGAGGUGUACAUUUUUAGAAGUAAAGACACAUAUUAUUAAUAAUUGUAAUUCAGUUUAUUUGUGGUAGAAUUGUGUGUACAAUGUGAUAAUUUUAUUAUUUUAACUACUUAUAUUGAUUUUAAUGGAUGUAGACUAUCACUUAAUUUCAUUAUAGAUCCAGUAUUUAAAAACACCAAAUGAAAUGUGUUCCUCAUCACAAAAAAAAACAAGCAAACUGUUAUGCUUCUCGCAGUGUGGAACUAUUGCUUUUAAGGACUUUGUAUUAUUGGCUAAAACUGAAGUUGUCUGGUUGCAAUAAAAUUCUAUUCACAGA